Etheostoma cragini (Arkansas darter) is the source of this 1125-nucleotide messenger RNA. It is a transcript of the gene ybey, whose product is annotated as ybeY metalloendoribonuclease. Gene Ontology annotation, biological process: rRNA processing. Gene Ontology annotation, molecular function: metalloendopeptidase activity. The record is from RefSeq and is a predicted model, not a curated record. The transcript has 4 exons. NCBI's taxonomy places the organism in Eukaryota, Metazoa, Chordata, Actinopteri, Perciformes, Percidae. The coding region runs from base 68 to 574 and encodes 168 amino acids.
AACGUUAGCUACCUAUGUCUCGGGAAUUGUCAAAUAACCGGUUUCCCUUUUUACGGCGAGUUUUAACAUGGGAGUAGUUCUCCGGAACCUCCAGAAGGUGGUGCCUCUUCGCCGCGCCAGACUGCGGAAGGAUGUGGACACACUGAGGCACAUACUGGGCAUCCAGAAAUUUGACCUGGGCAUCGUUUGCGUGGAUAACAACAGGAUUCAGCAAAUUAAUAACAUAUACAGAAAGAAAAACGUGCCAACGGAUGUCCUCUCAUUUCCUUUCUACGAGGACCUGAGGCCUGGGAAACUGCCUGCCCCCCUUCACAGGGAUGAGCUGAACCUUGGGGACAUUUUCUUGGGUGUCGAGUUUGUGAUGAAGCAGUGUAAGGAGGACGCGCUAGAUCUGCAUGGCACCCUCACUGUUGUCACUGCACACGGUAUCUGCCACCUGUUGGGCUACAGGCACGAGACGGAUGAAGAAUGGACUGAGAUGCUGCAGAGGGAACACUACAUCUUAAGUGAGUACAACAGACUCACAGGGAGACAUCUGGAGCCGCUGAUGAAGAGAUGCAGUCAGGACAGGUGACGACCGUCUACCUGCCGGCUUCACUCUCUCACUAUGGUGCUUGUUGUUGUUUUCACUACUUUUCCAACCAGGUGGACCACUGUUCUGACUGUUUUUACUGUCAUGCUGUCUUCUCCACAAUCUGCGACUAAUGCUUUUAAGGACUUUAAUCACCCGGCAGACGUACAGCAGUUUGUGGAUAUCAUCUUCAAACACUGGAUGGCAGUGUUGUUACAGUUUUUCAGUUUUAAUCAAAUAAAAAAAAAAAAAAGUCUGAGCACUCUCAUUGCAAUGUUUUAUUAAAAUCUGCUUUAGGAAGAGUUGUGUAUGAAGGAUAGAAAAAGCUGUUCAUGUGUACUUCACAAAUACAUAACACCCUCUUUACACUGCAUUUGGGACAGGAUGUUCAGAAAAACACAAGGUUUCAAAAAGGUAAAGUCAGGCAGUCCAAAGCUGCCAAAAACCAGAUAACCAGUUUGUAAGAUUUGCCUGCUUUCAUAAGCAGGUAUACCUUCAUGGUGUAACAGAAUACUGUACUUCAAGGAGUCAGCUAAUAGUAGUGCACACUUCCU